This is a messenger RNA of Drosophila eugracilis, 1119 nucleotides long. It is a transcript of the gene Decay, whose product is annotated as caspase-3. Gene Ontology annotation, biological process: proteolysis. Gene Ontology annotation, molecular function: cysteine-type endopeptidase activity. The record is from RefSeq and is a predicted model, not a curated record. Lineage: Eukaryota; Metazoa; Arthropoda; Insecta; Diptera; Drosophilidae.
UAAUCGCGCUUAGUCACAGGUUGCCAAAGCGCGUAGACGGUCAGAAAUGGACGACACCGACUUCUCGCUGUUCGGGAAGAACAACAAGCACAAGAAGGACAAGGCGGAUGCCACCCAGAUCGCUAAGACGCCCACCUCGGAGCUGGAUCUCAAGAGGAUUAUAAUCUCGCGACCAACAACGGAGGAUACAUACGAGAAUUGCCAAAGGGCUGGUAUAGCACUGAUACUGAAUCACAAGGAUGUCAAGGGACAGAAACAGCGAGUGGGCACCGAACGGGAUCGGGAUGACAUGGAGGCCACGCUCAAGGGUUUCGGAUUCGAUGUGCGAACCUACGACGAUCUGACCUUCUCCGACAUCAACGACAAGCUGAAGGAGGUGGCUCGCGAGGAUCACAGUAAAAACGAUUGCUUUGUCUUGGCGGUGAUGUCCCAUGGCACUGAAGGCAAGGUCUAUGCCAAGGACAUGUCAUAUCCUGUGGAACGUCUCUGGAAUCCCUUCCUCGGCGACAAUUGCAAAACCCUAAAGAACAAGCCAAAACUCUUCUUCAUCCAAGCUUGUCGUGGUAGAAAUCUGGAGAAAGCCGUUGAGUUCUCCAGCUUUGCAGUGAUGACCAGAGAACUGGUCCCGGAGGCACCUGCUCCCGUGCAACCCAUUACCUAUGCCAUACCCAGCACGGCGGACAUGCUCGUCUUCUAUUCCACCUUCGACAAGUUCUUCUCGUUCCGCAACGUUGACGAUGGCUCCUGGUUCAUCCAGAGCCUGUGCCGUGUCCUCGACCAGGCCGCCUCCAAUGAGGCCUCCCAGCCAGAGGGUGCCGAGCUGCUCCGCCUGCUGACCGCCGUGAACCGCAAGGUGGCCUACGAGUAUCAGUCGAAUACUAAGAACGAGGCCCUUAACCAGAUGAAGGAAAUGCCCAACUUUAUGUCCACACUGACCAAAACCUUUCAGCUGCGUGUUAAGCCCAAGACCUGAGAUCUGGUCACGAAAUCAGCGACAAUCCACUUGGGGGACUGUGACUCAGUCCAGAGCGAACCAGAGAACCAGAGGGACACCACAACUCUUUCAUUUAAUAGUAAUGUUUGCAAUUUGUUGAUAGAAAUACAUAUCGAUGGCACUUA